AGCUGCAAUGCCUACGACUCGAUGAGAAGCGGAAGCGCCAAUAACAAAUGGCUCCGUCCGAGAACCCCGGCUACGAUGCGAAUAACCCGUCUGGCAGCCAUUCAAUACCCCUCCAAGAUCUCUCAAGGCCUCCAGACACGGUGAUCGCAGAUGGCGCAGGGCGUCGGGCAAGAAGGGCUACGGUUGAAGAUGCGCUGCCGGAGAGACAGACGUCGGUUAGAGGUAUACGUUCUAUAGGUAGAACACUUUCGCGACGAUAUGAGCGGAUUGCAGAGAACUCGCCGACAGGGGGAGACAGGAGAACAGGAGAUUAUGAUAACUUCGAGUCCGUCAGCUUAUCCCAGGAUACUAGCCCUACGACCUUUGAUCACGCGUCGUUUCACCAGAGUACGGUUGGACUGAGCUUCGGGCCCCAGCAGUCUAGACAUUCGGGCUCAUCUACACCUUUUGAGAACAACCGCAGAAGAAGUGAUGAUAACGGCUAUUUUGGUAUCUCUGAGGAUACGUUAGCCCGGGAUGGAUCAGGAUCAUAUGAUAGAGAGAACGAUGCCCUGCCUCUCACGGACUCACGCUACCUACAGCCCAUCAGCGGUGCCCCUGUUCCAGACGCGAGUCAGAUCAAACGGAAUUCCAAUGGAGGCCGUAGUGUUCACUUUGCCGGAAACGCUUCGGGUGGCGGGUCUCAUCUGGGUGACGAUCUGGAGGAUGGUUUGCGGACUGGACGAAGCAGUGUACGGAAUUCACACCGGUCUGCCACUGGACGACUAUCAGCCUCUCCCUCUCCUUCGUCAGCCCUGUCGAGGGCAAGCUCUAUGAUGAGGAUGGUGUCUCAGCGUGUCGUCAAUCUAAGUAACGAGCCCGAAGUUAUCGAGAGUGUGAUGAGACAAAAAUCUGUUCUCAAACAGGCGCGAAUGGAUGAACCCCCUUCGUUACCUGCCAUGAUGGAAUAUGCUCACGACGUCGCCUCCUCAGAGACCUUAAACGAGGCAGGGCCCGAGAAAAGGCCUCCGAGACCCAAGCGGAAACCGAUGCAUCCAUCUCUAAGUCCAUUAAGGGGCAAAUCGUUAGGAAUAUUCUCCGCAGACAACGCAGUUAGGAGGUGGCUGUGUGAAGUACUCGUCCAUCCAGCUACGGAACCGAUAAUCCUGAUUCUUAUUGUCGUCCAGACGAUCCUAUUAGCAAUUGAAUCUUCUGUUCAUACUGGCCGCAGAGGAAGUUGGUCUUCACCUGUGGUUGACAUCCUCUUUCUAGCAAUCUUCAUCAUAUAUACCCUGGAACUGAUUGCCAGGACCAUCGUUUCUGGCUUCAUACUCAACCCUGAGGAAUACAGUACUCUCGACCGGUCCGCUGGAUUUCGAAAUGCUGUAAUGAUAAAAACAAGAGAAUUGUUCUCAUUGCAACGGCAACCAUCUACGAAGAAGCCUGCAGACCUGCAGCAGAUGUCCAUUAUAAGGUCUUUCACAACGAUGCAACAACAAGCAGAUGAAAUUGGCGAUAGUAGACAGCAGCAGCGUAUUCGACUUGCUCGCCGUGCUUUUCUACGGCAUUCUUUCAAUAGGCUGGACUUCCUCGCUGUUGUAUCAUACUGGAUUGCGUUCGCUUUAUCCGUCUUAUCCAUUGACUCUAACCAGCAUAUUUUCAUCUUUAAAAUGUUGAGCAGUCUCCGAAUCCUCCGCCUUCUUGCACUGACAAGCGGUACAACUGUUAUUCUUCGCAGUUUAAAGAAAGCAGCGCCUCUUCUAGUUAAUGUUGCCUUUUUUAUAGGUUUCUUCUGGCUUCUGUUUGCAAUCAUCGGUGUCCAGAGUUUCAAAGCUAGCCUUCGACGAACCUGUGUCUGGGUGGAUCCUUUAGGCGUGAGCAAUUUCACCUUAAACCAGGCACCAGGUAAAAUUCAGUUCUGUGGAGGCCACCUAGACAAUGCCACUGGCAUAGCUAAGCCCUGGAUACAUGCCAAUGGUCUGAAUGGGACAACAAGCCCAAAAGGGCACUUAUGCCCCCAGGGCUCUCUCUGCAUUGAGGGUACAAGUCCAUAUGAAGGCACUAUGAGUUUUGACGAUGUGCUACACUCCCUUGAGCUUGUCUUCGUUUUGAUGAGCUCAAAUACAUUUUCCGACCUUCUAUACUAUACCACGGACAGCGACUAUCUUGCCGCCUCCCUCUUCUUCAUCACUGGCUUCAUUUUCCUCAGUUUAUGGCUUGUCAACUUGCUAGUUGCUGUCAUCACAUCAUCUUUCCAAGUUAUUCGAGAGGAAAGCAAACGGAGCGCAUUUACCACUGAUAGAAUCGACGAAGUCGGGCCUGAGGAUACGUCUUUUCGUCGAGACCUCAUCGACAGUACUGAGUCUGCCGUCACCGUCAUCCUCUUCAUCGAAAUUUGUUUUCGUAUCGGAGUCGAUUGGAGGAAUUUCUUCAAGUCCCGACAGAACUGGGCCGAUCUUAUCCUCGCUGUGGUCACAAUGGUGAUGCAAAUACCCCCCAUUCGUUCCUCGGGAGAUGUCUACGCGGCAUUAUCUAUCUUUCAAGUACUCCGGGUGUAUCGUAUAGUUCUUGCGUUCUCGUUGACGAGAACCCUUAUCAUGACCGUCUUCAGCAACAUCGUCGGUCUAUUUAACCUGAUUAUCUUCGUGUUCCUGAUCACUUUUUUAACAUCCAUAUUUGCCGUCCAACUGUUCCGUGACCAGAUACCUGCCAUGUCCCCGGAAGGUGAUGUUACUCGGACUACUUUCUCUAAUAUAUAUAACUCGUUUUUGGGGAUGUAUCAGAUCCUGUCCAGUGAAAAUUGGACAUCUAUUUUAUACUCAGCAACAGAAGCUAAUAACUCCAAGGGCACUGCCUGGAUUUCAGCUGCCUUUUUUGUCAUGUGGUUUGUGUUAGCUAACUUCGUUGUGUUGAAUAUGUUCAUUGCUGUCAUCCAGGAAAGUUUUGAUAUCUCUGAGGAUGAAAAACGGCUCUACCAGGUUAGAGCAUUCUUGCAGCAGAAACAACUAAGCGAAUCCUCCCACGGAAAUCUCGCAUUGUCCAGCAUUUUCAAGCUUGGUCGUGACCGUGGAAGAUACAGAGAUCCCCUUGACCAUGGCCCUGCAGCACUCGAGAUGCUUUUGAAAGAAGCCGUAGUCCAGGACUUCUUGGAUGAAACUUCACCACUGAGACCCAUGGAAACCCAUCCGCCAGAGAAUCCACCAGAGCAACAGCAAGUUCGGCCUGGGUUCUUUUCCCGCAUAUUUACUAAGUUAACAGAGCGAGUAUUGAAUAGGGAGCCUAACCCCUUUUAUUCAAAACUUAAGUUCUCUAGAGAUCAUGAUGAACUUGACCCUGCAGCAAUGGCGAAGGAAGUUCUUUCUGCUGCAGAGCAAAGGAAACGUGCCCAACGACAAUAUCUCCAGAGAUACCCUAGGUACAAUGUCUCUCUUUACAUUUUUACGCCCUCUAACCCUAUCCGUCGUCUUUGCCAACGGAUGGUAGGACCAGGCCGUGGGAAUUCGCGUAUUGAAGGAGUGGACCCAUAUAAGCCAGUGUGGUAUCUCUUUUCUGCAUUCAUUUACGCAGCCAUUGUUACUAUGGUGUUGAUCGCUUGUAUAUGCACCCCCUUAUAUCAGCGCACCUACUUUGAGACCCAUAACCCCGGUAUCCAUAAUUGGUUUGUAUGGACGGACUUAUGGUUUGCUAUCCUUUUCAGUGUUGAGGCUGUUAUUAAGGUGAUCGCAGAUGGUUUCUUCUGGACUCCUAAUGCCUACUUCCGUGGAUCAUGGGGGUUCAUUGAUGGCAUUGUGCUUAUAACCUUGUGGGUAAAUGUCGUUGCGGCCUUGUACAAAACGGGCGAUGUGUCCCGAGUUGUGGGUGCUUUUAGGGCACUCAGAGCAUUGAGGCUGUUAAACGUCAGUGAUAGCGCAAGAGAAACAUUCCAUGCAGUGAUAGUAAUGGGAGGGUGGAAGGUUAUCUCGGCUGCAUUCGUUUCGAUGAGUUUCCUUAUUCCGUUCGCCAUUUACGGUUUGAAUCUUUUUAAUGGUCAAAUGAAGCAAUGCAACGACAAUAAUUUCGGAUAUGUUUCCCUCUCGCAUUGUGUUGGCGAAUAUAAAAGCUCUCCAUAUCAAUGGGAGGUGCUGGCGCCUCGAGCAGUCCACAAUCCAUUCUACAGUUUUGACAACUUUGGAAGCUCUCUCUUCAUCCUCUUUCAGAUUGUAUCUCAGGAAGGGUGGACUGACGUACUGUGGAAUGCAAUGAGCAUCACAGGUGUUGACAAACAGCCACAGCCCUUUUCAUCUCAAGCAAACGCCCUAUUCUUUCUGGUAUUCAACCUUCUCGGCGCAGUCUUUGUCCUGACCUUGUUCGUUUCUGUUUUCAUGCGGAAUUAUACGGAACAAACGGGCGUGGCCUUCUUAACGGCAGAACAACGAUCGUGGCUAGAACUGCGCAAGCUUCUGAAACAGAUAUCUCCUUCCAAGCGGUCUGUCAAUAAGGAUAACCACAAAUUCAAGUCCUGGUGCUAUCGCGUGGCUGUAAAAAAGCAUGGCAAAUGGGCCAGGUUCAUCACUGCUUUACUGCUCAUCCACCUCGUUCUCCUGGUCCUCGAGUUUUACCCGGAAGUUGCAUGGUGGGAGCGGACACGAGACGCACUUUUUCUCUUCCUCACUCUCUUCUACAUUGCAAAUGUUGUCGUCCGUCUUGUCGGCCUAACCUGGCCUCGAUUCCGACGCAGCUCAUGGGAUUUAUACUCCAUCGUAUCAGUAUCGGGAACCUUUAUCACGACCCUUCUUGCCCUGAUCAACGACAAGAGCAUAGUCUUCGCCCAACUUCACAAACUCUUCCUGGUGUCUAUCGCCCUGCUCAUUAUACCCCGCAACAAUCAACUCGACCAACUCUUUAAGACUGCAGCAGCAAGUUUGACGUCGAUCGGUAAUCUGUUGGCUACUUGGUUUAUCCUCUUCCUUGUCUAUGCCAUUGCACUGACUCAGAUCUUUGGCCUGACUAAAUUCGGGGGUACCCAAACCGGGAAUAUCAACUUCAGAAGCGUGCCCAAGGCGCUCAUUCUUCUAUUCCGUAUGAGUUGUGGCGAAGGAUGGAACCAAAUCAUGGAGGACUUUGCAACUAUGGAGCCUCCAUACUGUACACUGGGAGAAAACUUCUAUAAGAGCGACUGUGGCAGUGCCGCCUGGGCACGAACAUUGCUUAUCUCGUGGAACAUUCUGAGCAUGUAUAUUUUUGUGUCUCUUUUCGUCUCGCUUAUUUUCGAGAGUUUUUCUUAUGUCUAUCAACGAAGCAGUGGCCUCUAUGCGAUCAGCAGAGAUGAAAUCCGUCGUUUCAAACAGGCUUGGUCGACGUUUGACCCGAACGGAACGGGAUUCAUUUCCAAAGAGGUUUUCCCGAGACUUUUAGGGGAACUGUCUGGCGUGUUUGAAAUGCGAAUAUAUGAAGGGGAUUUCACCGUCGGCCGCAUCCUCGAGGACUGCCGCGUCAAUGUUCGCGAGUCUGAAAUAUCCCAUUCUCGGUCUGUUGGCGAACUAGACCUGCAGAAGCUCAUGCUCCGUCUCUCCCAUCUGCCAGUUGCCGAGAUUCGUAAAAGACGUGCUCGCCUCAAUGCGUUUUACGAGGAAGUGCUCGUCUCAGCCGACCCUGAACGAGGAAUAUCUUUCACCUCAUGCCUUAUGAUACUUGCUCAUUAUAACGUUAUCACAGAUAGCAAGAGCUUGAGGUUGGAAGAAUUCCUUCGACGGCGUGCGCGUCUCCAGAGAGUAGAGGAAGCCGUCCGCCGAAACGUGGUGUUCUCAGUGCCCGAGAUAUACGUUGAGGACGAAGACGGGCCUCUGAAUGAGGACCAGUCGAGACGAGCCUCCGAGGACCGCGCGGGAUCGCAAGAAGGGUCACCUAGCAGACAUCCGCCUCGUGUGGUUCUGCCCAAGAUCGAAACCAACAUGUUCGGCGACGAGGCCCUUCGGCUCCCAUCGCCCACACAUUCUGACUGGGGGAAUUUCAACCCAUCAUUCUCCCCUCAUCUUAGCGAAGGCCCGUCGUCAUCGUUCAGUAGUGCUGGCGCCCAUGACGAAGCGGGCCAGGAACAUGGCCAUCAACGCGGUGACAGCUCCGUCAGCGUACAGAAUGUGCUGGAUUCCUUCGAUCACUCUGUGUGGGGCGAGAGUAUCAGACGCAGCUUUACCCGUCGUCGAUCGCAUGGCUCCGCAGGCGAAUAG
Molecule: messenger RNA, 6185 nt
Organism: Microsporum canis CBS 113480
Lineage: Eukaryota; Fungi; Ascomycota; Eurotiomycetes; Onygenales; Arthrodermataceae
Product: calcium channel subunit Cch1
Exons: 7
Coding region: 48-6185 (2045 amino acids)
Biological process (GO): calcium ion import across plasma membrane
Cellular component (GO): voltage-gated calcium channel complex; membrane
Molecular function (GO): calcium ion binding; high voltage-gated calcium channel activity
Source: RefSeq, a predicted model, not a curated record